Messenger RNA from Lactuca virosa, 2141 nucleotides. NCBI's taxonomy places the organism in Eukaryota, Viridiplantae, Streptophyta, Magnoliopsida, Asterales, Asteraceae. The record is from the annotation of a GenBank genome assembly.
GGAUAACUUCGGUAUUGAUUUAGAUAUAACAUCGCCGUCUGGACUCUCUCUCUCACACACACACACACACACACUCACACAGUCAUUGCUUCGUUUGCUCGGAAUUUAUGUUUUGUAUGCUUUGGAGAAAGAGGCAGAGUAGCCAUGUCCUCGAUGUUGAGGUGGAAAUCCAAGAUUCUUAGUAAGCAUAUCAGAGCAAUUUCGUUUUCAUCAUCCUCAACCUAUCACCACCAUACUCCACUAAACCUCCUCAUACCACCACCACAACUGCAUCAAUCAAACUAUUUCAAGUUUCGACUUUUAGGGUUUCAACAAAAUCGCCAUAAAUGGGAAGGAAGUUCCGACAAUUAUGAUCAUAUUAAAGCCCAAGUUAACUGCCCUAGAUGUUCCCAACUCAUGACCCUACUUUUUUCAAACCGCCCUCUAUCGAUCACUUCCGAUACUGGCAUCUACCAUGCCCUUAACAUGUGCCGUAACUGCAGAACUGCUUAUUAUUUCCGGCCGUUUAAGAUAGACCCGCUUCUUCAAGGGAGCUUUAUUGAAAUUGGAAGGAUUAGAGCCGGGAAGGAGGGAGAUGUGGGAACUAUUGCUAAUGCUGCUAAUGAUGGUGACGAAAACAGGAAAGUAGGCGUUAAAAUGUGGGAGAAGUUAAGGUCUUACGGUGGUGGGGAUACAGUAGAUGGUCCGACGGUGGAUGCUGGUGGUGUGGCGGUGGGGGACCAAGAGAAGCGUGAAGAGUGUGGUGGCGAUGGACAGGGUAACAAUGGGUGGUCGGGUGGAUCAAAGUUUGGGAUAGAAUUGCCGACACCAAAGGAGAUAUGCAGAGGCCUUAAUGAGUUUGUAAUUGGGCAAGAACAGGCUAAAAAGGUGCUUUCAGUUGCUGUUUAUAACCACUACAAGAGAAUUUAUCACGCCUCUAUGCAUACAAAUCAAGAAACUGAAAACCAAGAUGUCGAUCAUGUUGAGUUAGAUAAGAGCAAUGUUCUGUUAAUGGGUCCAACUGGCUCAGGGAAGACAUUACUUGCAAAGACCUUAGCUCGAGUAGUGAAUGUUCCUUUUGUUAUUGCUGAUGCUACUACUUUGACACAGGCAGGUUAUGUUGGAGAAGAUGUGGAAUCAAUAUUGUAUAAGCUUCUUGUGGCUGCUGACUUCAAUGUGGAAGCAGCUCAACAAGGAAUUGUGUACAUAGAUGAAGUUGAUAAGAUAACUAAAAAGGCUGAAAGUUUAAAUAGUGGCAGAGAUGUAUCUGGUGAAGGGGUUCAACAAGCAUUGCUCAAAAUGCUUGAAGGAACUAUUGUUAAUGUUCCUGAUAAUCGAGCUCGAAAGCAGCCUCAGGGUGAUGGCAUUCAGGUGGAUACAAAAGAUAUCCUUUUUAUAUGUGGUGGGGCGUUUGUUGAUCUGGAGAAAACCAUUUCUGAGAGACGACAAGAUUCAUCUAUUGGGUUUGGUGCUCCAGUGAGGGCUAAUAUGAGAGGUGGUGGAUUAACCAAUGCUGUGGUUACAUCUUCAUUGUUGGAAUCUGUAGAAAGUGGUGACCUUGUUGCAUAUGGUUUGAUACCCGAGUUUAUCGGUCGAUUUCCUAUUCUAGUCAGUUCAUCAGCUCUAUAUGAAGAUCAACUUCUUCAGGUUCUAACAGAGCCAAAAAAUGCUCUUGGAAAGCAGUACAAAAGGAUGUUCGCCAUGAACAAUGUGAAGUUACAUUUUACUGAUACUGCACUAAGAUUAAUUGCAAAAAAAGCAAUUGCCAAGAACACGGGUGCACGUGGUCUAAGAGCCAUUUUAGAAAAUAUUCUGGUGGAUUCAAUGUUUGAGGUUCCAAAUCCUCCCCACCAAGGAGCUGAUUUUGUUGAUGCAGUGGUGGUUGAUGAAGAGGCUAUAGGAUCAGAAGAACAACCAGGAACUGGUGCAAAGAUUCUUUAUGGAAUUAAUGCAUUACAAAAAUACCUCAAUAAUCUAAAUUCAACACAUCCAUUGGAAGCAACACAAGGGAAUAAGGGUGGUACUAUGGAAGGGGAUUUGGAGGUCACAUCAAGAGCCAUGAGUUUGUGAAAACAUCAUUAUCAUCAUCAUCUAUGUAUUUGUAUUUGGCUAUGUACAUUUUUAAACCCAAGAAUAAAAGUUGAUGUAUUUUACAAAAUUUU